AUGGCCGAAGUUUUCACCAAAGACACCACAGAUAUCGACUCCAAAGCCCCCGAUGAACCAAGUCUUGAAGCCCAGCGUGAUGUCCUUCUGGAUGAAUUCCAUGAAAAUCAAUUAGCUCGACACCAUCCGAGCUCAGAUUCUGGAAUGAAAACAUUUGCUACUCCUGGAUUUCUCGAAUGUGACUGCGCUUCUGCCACCAAGAGAGGUCGAUACAACGAGAUCGUUUGCGGGGCCCACAAGUUGACGCUACGGAACUCACGACCACACCUGGAGUCAAUCGAGUUCUCCCAGAAACUCGCUUCACUUGCAGAACAAAACUCGCCGUUGUCAAAGUCGAUGACACUGCUACCUUCAAGACGUGCUGCAAUUGAAUCAUCAGGUGAAGAAUUGGAUUCAGUGCUGCUGAGAGCUUCUAAAAGCACAAGUUCUCUUCGCCAACAACACAACUUUACUACCGAGCCUAGUAUUUCGUUGUUACCUUCACUACACCCGAAGACCACGAUACGCCCGCAUACUGAUGGUGGAGUUGUAGAAAACGUUAGUGAACGUAAAACUAGUUUCUCGCUUACAUCGCUGGCGCUUGACGCUCCAACGACACUUCCACUAGAGGAAGCUCAGAAGAUGCUCGAACUGUACAACAAAAUCAUUCGUUUAAAUGCUGAAACUCGAAAGAACAUGGGGAUCAUGUACACACGACGAUCAACGCUGUUGGCAGCAAUGGGAGAUUAUUCAGCAGCGUUGCAAGAUGCAGAACAGGUAGUGUUCUUGGAUCCAAAGUCGACCGUUGGAUACUAUCGCAAAGGCUGUGCACUGUGUGGUCUUGGUCGGUUUGCAGAGGCAAGCAGAGCCUUUCAGCAAGGACUAGCGUUCGAUGUCAACUGUCGAUACCUGCACCAUGGACUUCAACUAGCUCUCAACCAUUCACGGUAUAAUUACUAGGCAAGCAAAACACAAAUGUACUAACUGGUGCAGAAAUUAUUAUCAACCAACACUAAUGUCA
Phytophthora nicotianae INRA-310 is the source of this 1000-nucleotide messenger RNA. RefSeq lists its product as hypothetical. Bases 1 to 939 code for a protein of 312 amino acids. NCBI's taxonomy places the organism in Eukaryota, Oomycota, Peronosporomycetes, Peronosporales, Peronosporaceae. The transcript is spliced from 2 exons. Gene Ontology annotation, molecular function: Hsp90 protein binding. The record is from RefSeq and is a predicted model, not a curated record.